AUGUCCGCGGACAAACUCUGGGACGUCUGCGACGACGCCUUCGAAACCAUCUGCGACACACUUAAGCAGAUGGUCGACGCAAACGGGAAAAUCGACUUCCUACAAACACGCAAAUACAUCAAGACGCUGUUCUACGUGAUGGCCCUCAACCCCGACAUCGCCUCGGAGGUCAUCACCGCCAACGCUGUUUCCCCCGACGAAAUCCUUACAGCGGCCAGGAACGCUGAGGUGGCAAGCAAAGAAAGGGGGAGCAAGAUAGCGUCCAUUUCACAAACACCUACCACCACCAACACCAACGACAACGAAGCAUUUGACAUCGACGCCGUGAGAUUCCAGGGCAACCGCGGCAACAGCCGUGGCAAUUUCCGCGUUAACAGCAGGUUCCCAGCGGGACGCGGAAGAGGCAACGGGCGACCAACAGGCCGCAACAACAUGCCCAACGCCAUCUGCUCCUGGUGCAACCGCGCAAAUCACACGGAAGAGCAAUGCUUCCAAAAGAAGAAAGCCAAACAGACGGCACAGCAACCGGGACGAGGAGGUGGACGAGGCUAUUUUCAACCAAGUACCG
This is a messenger RNA of Paramuricea clavata, 568 nucleotides long. NCBI's taxonomy places the organism in Eukaryota, Metazoa, Cnidaria, Anthozoa, Malacalcyonacea, Plexauridae. The record is from the annotation of a GenBank genome assembly.